AUGCAAACACGUUUCAAGCUCGAAAUUGAUUCGGGGCGAGAGCGCACAGCGACUGCACGAGCACUACGCAGACACUCAUCCCUGGCCUCGGGCUCGCACACAAUGGCAGAGGCAUCUAGCUCAGGCUCGCAAGCUCAGGUGACCCUCGUAACUGCCGACGAUGAGAAGUUCAAGGUCGACAAGGAAGUCGCCAAUCGCUCAGUGCUGAUCAAGAACAUGAUCGAAGAUGUUGGCGAAUCGGACAACCCCGUUCCGCUGCCCAACGUCAACGCUACCGUGCUCAAAAAGGUCCUAGAAUGGUGUGAACAUCACCGCAAGGAUCCCGAGCCUACGACGGACGAAUUUGACGACCGCCGAAAGCUCACCGAGAUCUCUGAAUGGGAUCAAAAGUUCAUCACCGUCGAUCAAGAGAUGCUCUUCGAGAUCAUUCUCGCGGCCAACUAUCUGGACAUCAAGCCCCUGCUUGACGUCGGCUGCAAGACAGUCGCCAACAUGAUCAAGGGCAAACAGCCGGAAGAGAUCCGCAAACUUUUCAAUAUCACGAACGACUUCACCCCUGAAGAGGAGGCACAGAUCCGCAAGGAGAACGAAUGGGCAGUCAUGAAGAGCGAUCGACGAGAUGGACACGUGUCCAUGGGCGAUUCUCGGAGAGCGAAUCUAGUUUCAGCUUCUUCCUCAGCUUCUCUAGGAGAACGCUCUGUGGCCGCGUUGUACUCAUUGCCAUACCGUGUAGCGAGCCUGCAGCUUAGCCAGUCCCGUCCCGCGUGCUCUCCAUAG
Molecule: messenger RNA, 777 nt
Organism: Mixia osmundae IAM 14324
Lineage: Eukaryota; Fungi; Basidiomycota; Mixiomycetes; Mixiales; Mixiaceae
Exons: 9
Coding region: 1-777 (258 amino acids)
Biological process (GO): mitotic cell cycle; SCF-dependent proteasomal ubiquitin-dependent protein catabolic process
Cellular component (GO): nucleus; cytoplasm
Molecular function (GO): cullin family protein binding
Source: RefSeq, a predicted model, not a curated record